Caenorhabditis elegans is the source of this 2495-nucleotide messenger RNA. RefSeq names its product RING-type domain-containing protein (gene mib-1). The transcript has 12 exons. The record is from RefSeq and is marked reviewed. NCBI's taxonomy places the organism in Eukaryota, Metazoa, Nematoda, Chromadorea, Rhabditida, Rhabditidae. Bases 112 to 2409 code for a protein of 765 amino acids.
AAAACGUGUUAUUCUCGGAAAAAUACUAGAAAACCACGGAAAAACGUGUCUAAAACAAAAAACUAAAGCAGAAUAACAAAAAAUUAUUUAUUUCAAUUAUUUCUCACAAAAAUGAACGGAGUAGCUGGCGAAUCGCCGAGCUACGACGAGUACCUGACGUAUUUCACACCGGGCGAUCGAAUUCUGAUAUCGGAAAAUCAUCCAAAUCAUGCACAACGCCUCAAUUCGUACAAUAAUGUUGCGUGGACGAAGACACAUUUGGCUCUUCUCGGUCACAUUGGCUAUAUCGAGAGCAUCAACGAGCACCGGCACACUGCAAAUGUUCGGGUUUACUACGCAGUUCCGCAAAAUCCAGAGCUUUUCAAGCUCUCUACCGAAUGGCCGCUGGACGCGUUGGAAUUCCCUCAAUGUAUAGAUCAUUCAAAAGGUGAUCUCGUUGCAAUAACCCGCGGAGAUCCGGAAAAAACGACAAUCGGAAUAGUGGCAACGAAGGAACCAUUGAAUUUAGGUGGAAUUCCGAAGCAUUUGGUUCAACUGAAAAGCGCCUCGAAUCCGACGAUUACCCGGGAGAUUCAGGUGGCGGUUAAUGCGAAUACGGGAUGGACUGAUGAGAGACGGGAUAUCUUUUUGUGUCCGGUUUAUUCGGGUCCCCGAUUGUCAAUGAUUGCUAGAGAUAAUAAUGAGCCGUCGGUUCAUACUUAUAAGCACACAAUCCACGGCUACACCCCGGACACCUUAAUGCAAGUGAUCGCGAAUUGGGGUGAAGACGCGCUGAGCUAUGCGCUUCUCGUCGAAUCGAUCCGAUCGGAUCCGCAACAAGUUCGGACCCUUUUCGACGGUCAACUGCCACUUUUCCGUGCUGUCGCCGAUGAUCUACGGAAUGUUGUUGUGAUGCUUGUCGCGUUGGGUGCAGAUAGAACCGCCAGAGAUUCCGAGAAUCGAACUAUCAUUCAUGUGGCUGCGGAGAGAGGUCUUGACAAAAUGCUGGAUACUGUAAUGCUUCUUCUCCCAAAAGACAUCAAUUCACAAGCGGCCAACGGUCUAACACCGCUUCAUUUGGCCGCCCGUCACGCCCACGCAGCUUGUAUCGAUCGGCUUCUCGGUACGAGUACUUGUAUUCCGUGUGUUCCGAACAAUUUUGGCGACACACUUUUGCAUGAGGUGUGCCGGCUGCCAGAGUCUUCGAAUAAGAAAGCGGCAAUAAGUAGAAUUCUGACAAAUACUCGUGCGAACAUUCAUCACGUGAACAAUAGCAAUAUGACACCCAUCCAAAUUGCAAUUAUGAGUGGUCAUGUCAGCACCGUCGAGCAGCUUCUCCUGUUGCGUGCCUCCUACCGUAAUACCACCUCGAAAACUGGAAUGAGCGCAUUGCAUUUUGCCGCUGCCUCUGGCCAUGCGAAUGUUGUCAAUAAACUUAUUUCGCUUGGCCUAGAAGUCCACCGUCGUGACAAGUUCGGUCGCGGAGUACUCCACUACGCCCUCGAAAAAUGGACAGGAGAAGCGGAAAAAGACUGUAAUCGGCUUGCAGCAAUUCAGGCUCUCGUUAAAGCCGGCGCUCCAUCGAAUAUUAUCGAUUUGAAUGGACAGACACCGGUUUUCCAGUUGAUUCGUGAAAUGUUGAGCAAUUCGGAGCAAUAUCCGGCGUCGUUGGUUCCGGUUUGUGCUCAACUUGUUCGUACGAACCUGAAUCUUGAUGAGAUGGCAAGCCGACUUCGUCCGAUGUGGCAACUUGCCACUAUUUGCUUUUUGGUUGCUAAUGGAGCGGAUUUGAAUGUCAAAGAUCGCAGAGGGAUGACCGUGAUGGAUUUGUGCGAAGAAUCAUCAUUUAGAUCGAUUAUCGUUCAUAUUGCACAGACUAAGCAGAGACAGGUGAUGCCGAUGAUGAUGGCGAUGAGUGAGGAUAAAUUCGACUCGACAGAAGUAACAAUGUGCACAUUUUCAUGUCUCAAUUCGGUUGCCACUGUCAAAUUGGACCCGUGCGGUCAUCGGGUCGCUUGUGUCGAUUGUACGGAGAAAGUGGCAAUCCGCCGAUGCCCAGUGUGUCGUCAAUUUAUCAACGAGGCUCAUGAUCAAGACGGAAAGCCAGUUCAAAUCGGCUCCCGCUGCCAUGAACCAUCCGAUGGCGAUCGUCAACAAGUUUCGGCAGAAGUUCGCAAACAAAUCGCCGACGAUGCGGCGAGAGAGGCGAAAAUCGAAGUGGAACGUGAAAAGCAGAAUGAGUUGAAUCAACUGAGAAAACGUUUGGAGCAGCUCGAGUUGGAGACGAACUGCGCGAUUUGUAUGGAUUUGAAGAUUGCGGUUGUAUUUAAUUGUGGACAUACGGCUUGUGUGGAUUGUGCCGAUAAACUGAAGAAGCAAUGUCACAUCUGCAGAAAGACUAUCGAGACGAUGCAGCCGAUCUACUCGUGAAUAUCAAUUUAUUGCUUUUGAUUGUGUAUACUCCAUUUCUGUGUAAAUAAAUAAGAUUUUAUUGAGAAAUAAAGGGGUUUUAACUG